This is a messenger RNA of Frankliniella occidentalis (western flower thrips), 2335 nucleotides long. RefSeq names its product alpha-mannosidase 2-like. Gene Ontology annotation, cellular component: Golgi membrane. Gene Ontology annotation, biological process: mannose metabolic process; N-glycan processing; protein deglycosylation. The record is from RefSeq and is a predicted model, not a curated record. NCBI's taxonomy places the organism in Eukaryota, Metazoa, Arthropoda, Insecta, Thysanoptera, Thripidae. Gene Ontology annotation, molecular function: alpha-mannosidase activity; carbohydrate binding. The transcript has 4 exons. Bases 85 to 927 code for a protein of 280 amino acids.
UGUUUGUAUUUCUUUGCAGGCGUUGAUUCUGUAGGGCUUGAAAUUAUAAACAAAGUUGACAUAACUCAAUUUGCCAACUUUGAAAUGGUUAUGCGUAUCUCAUCUAACGUUCGAAGUAAAGAUGAAUUUUAUACUGACCUUAAUGGACUACAGAUACUGAAACGUAAACGUUUACCUCAGCUACCACUACAAGGAAAUUACUAUCCACUUCCAAGCCAAAUUUUUAUCCAAGAUGAUGAAGUUCGCCUGACUCUCUUGUCAGCUCAGCCUUUAGGUGCUGCAUCUUUAAAAGAAGGACAAAUUGAGGUCAUGCAAGACAGGAAGCUCAUGCAGGAUGAUAAUAGAGGACUUGGUCAAGGUGUGGAGGAUAAUCGAGUGACAAGGACAACUUUUAGACUUCUUAUAGAAGCUGUAGAAUCUGGCUGUCAGGUCAACAACGCAGCAAUACCUACACCAUCUCUAACAGCCCACCUAACUCUUAAUUCUAUGUUGCACCCUAUCCACAAACUGACAUGGCGUGAAAAUACUUCCCCUUCUUUGAGCCUGACAUAUUCAACUGUAAAUCAGGCAAGGGCACCUGAUCUUGAUAUUCAUAUUGUUUCACUGCGUUCUAUAACCACUCUUCCAAGUCCUAUGGCUCCAAAUGUGGUUCUUAACAAAACUGAAGCUGUGACUGGAGGAUUAGUAUUACAUAGGCAUCUGUUUGAUCGUUGCUUCCCCUUGCCUGCAAAUUUCCAUGAUCCAAAGGUCUGCCAACCAGGAGACUCAUGUGGUCGUUUCCUCCUUAGUGACCUCUUCCCUAAUCAUUUUGGACGAUGGAUUCAGCCAGCAUCGCUGUCAUUCAUUCAUACUGGUCCUUCACAAGAGCGCAAUCAACCUCAGCCUCUCUGUGCUAUGGACAUGCGAGCUUUCCUUCUAUCCAAAUGACCAACUUCAUAGGUUAGUAAUUUUUUUGCUGUUGAUUUAGUAUAUAGUAUAUCUUUGGAGUACCUGGUCCAUGGUCGAUUUACAUUCUGAGAUUCAAAAGUAAUCUCAACCCCAUUAAGUUAAUGGUUCGCACUUCACAAUAAGCAUAUACUCCAUUACUUUAUAAAUUGUAGAGUUCUAAGAAUAGGCAACUUAGUUAAAAGAUUUAUUUCUAUGAUUGUAAAGUAACAACAACAGUUCCUUCUAGUUACUCAGACCAGAGUUAUCACAAUGGAAUUGUAUUCUAUCGCUGCUAAGGUGGGGUCACUUUGAAGCAGAAUAUCACUCUGUUAACCAUGUUACACAUUUUCCCUAGUCACCUUGAGCACACAGUUGUAUGAUUGCAGUUAGCACCAUCCCACUGUUUGCCAAGUUAUCAAUUGUCUUUGUCUUCCUAAGGAGAUCUCCUCUAGGUUUUUUUAAAUGUUAAUUAACUCAGCAUACAAAGUAACAUAACAAAAACAGACAAGUAUUGUAGGUAACCCAAGGUAUUUCUUUUUUAUAUCUCUCUCUAUUUUUUUUCUGUAUUUUUUUAAGUUUGAACAAAUGGAAUGUAGAUCUUUAGACUGUAGGCUGGAACCUAACUUAAUUUAUUGAACUCACCUGAGAGGGAAUUGAAUAUAUCUAUCCAUCCAUCACAUAUAGGUACUCAGGACUGUCAAUAAACUGUUGUGUGUUAACUUUUAUUUAUUCUUGACUGUUUGUCUGUGAUGUAUAGCUUAUAGGUGUUUCUAGAAAAAAAUUGUUGAUAAAGAAAUAUAAAUUGAUAUUUUUAGGAAUACCAGUUUGUGGUAAAAUAACACUUUCUUAAUGGUCAUUUUUGUAGUUCAGUCAAAAGAGUAUGGAUCUGGGAAUGAAAAUACUCAUCUUUCUUGCAUUAAUCAGCAGACUGCUUUCAUGAUCUGAUUUUAAUAAGAUACUUUUAAAUUUAAUUUCUUCUACUCUAAAAUGUCUUUUGAAAACCUUCUUAGGGUCUAGUGUACAAUAUUUUUUUGUGUAGUAAAAUAAGCCUGAUUUUUUUCCUUGACAGUGAAGUUCUGUUAAAUAAUAAUGUUUUUGUGAUAAUCAAUAUGUUGUCAUUGUCAUGCUUAGAUCUGAUGAUUCUAAUGAACUGUGUGAUCUGUCUUAUCCUUCUAGCAACCUUUUUUUUCCCUUGCUUUAAUUGGCUGUGUCACAUAUGUUCAUACCAAAACAAACCUUUUCUGUAAAUAGUGUAAUCAAGUUACGGUAUGUACAUUUGCUACAAGAAUGUUUUAGAAGAGGAAUCUCUUCCUUUUUUUCUACACCUCCCUAAACCAACAUCUCUUUACUGAAAUAUGAAUCUCAUUGUUUUAGUAAAAUAAAGACGUUUCGUUUGCGAGUUAACUUA